AUUUCUCAACCACAAAUAAACCCAAUCUGGUGGCAGGAGACAAAUCUCAGCUGAAAAACAGGGAAAGGGACCUCUUUCUGGAGUCUAGUGGGAAUAUUGAAUACAACUUGGCAAUGGAGGACGAAGUCAAAUGGGCGACCGAUAUUAUUGAUCAGAAGCUGGAGCUGGAGGAACAUGAGAAGGUAAAGCCUCGUUUUAGGAAGAUAGGUGUUGUUGACAUUGAUUCCAGUGAUUUAAAUGAUGAGAAAUACCAGCCACCGGUGAAUCGAAAUCUCGCUAAUUUAAAGGGUGAUGACCGUGUGAGGAAGACUUCUGUUGACCUAAGAAAAGAAAUUAUCGAUGUCGGUAGCAUCCAAAAUCUAAUUGAAAUACGAAAAAAGAGACAGGAGAGAAAAAAGAAGAAGUCAUUGAUAGUUGCUCCUGAACCACCUCCGGAGCCAGAGCUUACAGGACCUGUCACUGCCGAGGCAUUCCUCAAGGCUGCUGUUGACGGCAAGAUGAACAUCAUUGAGAAGUUCUUGGAGGAUGGUGGCUCUCCAGACACUUGUGAUGAGUUCAAGAGAACAGCACUUCACAGAGCAUCAUUGGAGGGUCACAUAGAAAUCAUCAAGAAACUUUUAGACAGUGGAUCAUCGGUCAACUUCAGGGAUAGGCUGGAUAGCACUGCUAUUCACUGGGCCUGCCGUGGAGGGAAGCUGGAUGUAGUAAAGCUUCUUCAGGAUAGUGGAGCAGAAAUAAAUGUCAAAGACAAGCUACUAAGUACACCUCUCCAUGUGGCCACACGCACUGGUCAUGCUCAUAUUGUGGAGCACCUGAUUGCUACUGGUGUAGAAAUCAAUGGCAGGGAUAGGGAAGGUGACACUGCUCUUCAUGAUUCUGUCAGACUUAAUCGCUACAAGAUCAUCAAAAUGCUUAUUUUAUACGGAGCCAAUAUGAUGGCAAAGAAUGCAGACGGCAAAACUCCCACAGACCUUGUGCAGCAAUGGCAGGCAGACACCAAAGAGAUGUUGGUGAAAAAGUCAAACACCGUUUCAGAGAAGCAAGUGUGAUGCAGAGAGAGGCGACACUUCGCCAUUCGACUAGAUACCUGCAUAUCAUUUUGAGGGUGUGUUUGGCCAAUGCUGCCAAAAAGGAGAUCUAUUUUUAAUGCAUUUUGAUUUAAUUUAAGACAUUUCUGUACAGCAAGCCCUUUCCUUGUGUAAUAUAUUGUAAAAUGUGCUUUAUUGUUCUUUUACCUGUAUAUAAUAACCAGGAAUGUGCCAGCUAUGCCUAAAGCUGUUGCUGAACCACUUCCAUCAACAUACAUGCCAGCAAAUCCCUUUCAAUGACCAGCAACUUAGCAUGGAUUGGUUUAACAAUUUGGAUUUCUGACUUUGCUUAUCUGAACUGAAUCAUGCUACCGGUGAUUUAUAAAAAAGGAGUUUCUUUAAAAGGCACUAGACAGAGCUUUGCUAUCUAUGGACACAGGCAUUUGGUUGUAUUUAAUUAAUAACUUAAUUACCUUCCAUUUGUAAAAGAUAUUUUGGUGUGUAUGCAUACAGUCAGUGAUAGGAUGUACUGGAGGGGUAUGGCCUGAUAUAGACUCUUUUAUGUUGACAUUAAUGCAACAAUCUUCAAAUGCAUGAAGAUUUUAUAAAUAUUGUUUUUUAUUCUUCCUUCCAAAAAGUAAAAUAAAAAGAUGUAAAUAACAAAUAUAUAUAUAUGCAAAUGCCUUAUUAAACUUAAAUGUUCAAAA
Xenopus laevis (African clawed frog) is the source of this 1735-nucleotide messenger RNA. It is a transcript of the gene ankrd2.S, whose product is annotated as ankyrin repeat domain 2 (stretch responsive muscle) S homeolog. The transcript has 9 exons. Gene Ontology annotation, cellular component: cytosol; PML body; I band. Gene Ontology annotation, biological process: regulation of transcription by RNA polymerase II; regulation of gene expression; negative regulation of myoblast differentiation. The record is from RefSeq and is marked provisional. Bases 114 to 1049 code for a protein of 311 amino acids. Gene Ontology annotation, molecular function: RNA polymerase II-specific DNA-binding transcription factor binding; protein kinase B binding. Lineage: Eukaryota; Metazoa; Chordata; Amphibia; Anura; Pipidae.